AUGGCAUCUGAAGUAAUACACCAAUGGAUUUCGAUUCCAAGCGAAUUGAUCGGCUCUAUUCCUCGUACACAGGAAUUAGUUCAAGCUCGUACUCAAUUCGAAAGCGACUUGAUGACCAUUGAGGAUUUUCGUAAAAUUGAAAAUGUAGCAGUAGAACAGACAAUCAGAGAGUUGGAUCAAGUCACCGGAUCUAUGGUUUUAUCUGAUGGUGAACAAACAAAGCCUUCAUUUGUGACGUAUCCAAUUUAUGAUCUCAUCUUUGAGCGAUAUAAAUUUGAUAAGCAAUGCUUUCAAAUAACAUUUGCCGAUGGUCAUGUACGAACUUUGCCACGUCUUGUUAAAGCACCUUUUAAAUACGCAACUUAUGCGUACAAAUAUUUAAAUGCCGCCAAAGCGUUGACAAAAAAGCCCAUUAAACAAGCCGUUAUCACUGCAUCAGCACUAUCCAUGGUUUAUUCACCACACCUGUUAAAUACGGGUUGUAUUGAAAAUUAUUCUUAUGAAAAAUUUCUUCAGGACUUGACCAAUGAAUGUGAAAAAGAUAUUCGACUUUGUUUAGAACAAGGAGCACAUGCUGUUCAACUCGAUUUUACAGAAGCUCGUCUCUCAUUAAAAGUUGAUCGAAGUGGUCAUUUACUCAAGGAUUUUAUCAAGAUCAAUAAUCGUGUUCUUGACCGAUUCAAUCCAAAUGAACAGAAAAAAAUUGGCGUACAUGUUUGUCCAGGUGGUGAUCUCGAUUGUGCUCAUUCCUCGGAUAUUGAUUAUACUCUGCUAUUACCUGAUCUAUUUCAAUUACAGCUGACCAAUUUUUAUAUUCAACUUUCUUCUGAACCAGAUCGUAUCAGAGUACUGAAAUGUAUUCAAGAACAUAUGAAGUCGAAUCAUCGAAUAUUCAUUGGUGUCAUUGAUCCGUCUAAUCCAAUCAUUGAAUCGGCAGAAAUAGUUCGUGAUCGUGUUUUAGAAGCAGCAAAAUUUAUUCCCAUCGAGCAAUUAGGUACGACUGAUGAUUGUGGCUUUAGUCCAUUUGCUGAUGAUACAUCUACACCGAGAGAAGUUUGCUAUAAGAAAAUAAAAGCAAGAAUUCAAGGAACUAAAAUGGCUGAACAAAUCUUGAAUACACAUCAUUAA
Molecule: messenger RNA, 1128 nt
Organism: Rotaria socialis
Lineage: Eukaryota; Metazoa; Rotifera; Eurotatoria; Philodinida; Philodinidae
Source: the annotation of a GenBank genome assembly